AUGCACAACAAGCACUUGGGCUAUGUGGCCCUUCUGUGUGCUCCACUGGCAAAUGUAGUGUUUUCUGUUGGCCUCCUCUGCAAUUAUUGCAAUUUGAGAAAUCUCCAUCUGACUCCCACAAUCACUGAGGCACCUUGUGAUCAAACCGAGCAACAUGUUAUACUUCCACAAUACUACAAGCCCCUGAACUGUGAUCAGUGUGGCACUGGUGGCAGUUUACAUUGGACAGGUGUAACCGCAUCUUACGGCUGUGGUACGUUUCGGCACCAGUCGGCAUGUAACAAUCCCAACUACUGCAGUGCAAAUGUUAUGGUCCGGCAAUACAAGUGUGAAGCUAUUCAAAUCACAGGUUUCCCAUUCAACUGA
Puccinia graminis f. sp. tritici CRL 75-36-700-3 is the source of this 366-nucleotide messenger RNA. RefSeq lists its product as uncharacterized. The record is from RefSeq and is a predicted model, not a curated record. Lineage: Eukaryota; Fungi; Basidiomycota; Pucciniomycetes; Pucciniales; Pucciniaceae. Bases 1 to 366 code for a protein of 121 amino acids. The transcript is spliced from 3 exons.